CUCUAGGGCUUAUUCUUCGGCAGGAAGCGUCUAUAGCUCGGGCCUCCUUUAUUAUUAGAAGAAGCAGAUUAUUGAUGUCGCCGUUGCGCAGCCUCGCCGUGGGUCUCAGGCUCCGGCUACAUCCAUGGUGUCUUUGAAGAGGGAAUCGGCGUCAGCAGUACUGACGGAGGCUUUUGAAUAGGCUAUCUAGAUGUGCAUUCAGACAUGCUGAUCGGAAUUUCCUGAGGAGGAUCAAGCAACGUCAAAACGGACAGUGUGGAUGGAUGCGGAGAGAUGUGUUCGCUGUCAGUAGGAUUUAUAUUCAUUUACGUUAUGUAAGAGUCUAAGCGCGCAACGCAGCUGUACAAUACCCGAACUGAGGAGUAAUAAUGAAUAACGCGCAAGAUAUGUCUCCCGAUUUUGUGUUGAUGCGCUUGGUUUCUGCAGCGGAAUAUGACCGUGUAGACGAGGAGAAUUUGUUGACGGGCAGCGGAGUGGUUUCCGGAUUCGGGAAAGCAGCUUUGGGUCAUCAUGGCAACAACAUCACCAGUGGGUUCGAGUUGGACCCCACUAACCCCUCCGCAGGCCCGGUGUGCCAGACCAAUCCCUCCCCGCACUGUAGUUCUCAACCGGAGAGCGGGACAGCAGCGCUUGACAGCGGCAUAAUGCUGACUCGACCCUCGCUGUCUGAUACUCCACCGCCGCCCGACUUUGCCGUGGCCCAGCGCUUCGAAUUCCCACACACGGGGGGCCGAGGCUCGCGGGCACAGCUCAUGGUUUUUCAAAACCUCCUAACGACCGGGGAAGGACUCGAGCAGUCCGGUUAUCAAACGGGCGAGAACGACACGUUAGACGGCGGCGGCACAGGUGUGUCAAACGGCGGCGUCGAUGACAAUUCCAACUACAGCAUAAGCGCACACCAGCGAAUACCCUCACAAAGACUCCAGUGGCACCCGGUAAUGCAACUCACCAAGGUAGCGGUGGAGGGCAGCGACUUCUCCGUUGGGAGAGGAGGUCUCUGCCACAGGCACCAUUUAGUCACUGACACCAUGGACUGGCCUCCUUUACUAGACAAGUCCCUACAGUUUGGCCUGCUGGACCCGCGUAAGGCUGGUAGUGACCACCACAGGGAGGACCCAGUGCUGAGCCUGGCCAGACGUCUGGGGGAACUGGGCCAGGCGUCGGAGAAGCUGCUGAAGGAUGGCGAGCCGCUGCGCUGCUCCUGCCAGAGCGUGCUGGCGUCGGCCACAGCGGGCAUGGGGCCCGGGGAGGACCCGAGUGAGACCAGCGAUGCGCUGCUGGUGCUGGAGGGCCUUGGCUCGUCGGAGGUGGGCGAGCUGGCCAUGGGCGGGUGCCCGUGCCCGGGGCGGGACGGCUUCAAAGGAGAACCGGGGGCCGAGUCGGGGGAACCGGACACGGGCCAGGACGGGGCGACCACGCCGAUGACCAUGACGACCAUGACGGUCGCCGCGGCGACGGCCACCUUCUCCAGCAGCUCUCUGAGCGGGCUCAUGCAGCAGGUGCAGCGGCUGGCGGCGGCAGGGGCAGCGCUGGGCGCAGAUGCCUACCGUGACCCGCAGACGUGCCGCCCGUCCCUCCCAGACGGCCUCUGCCCCUCGGGCACGCUGGCGCCGGACGCCUCCGGCUCCUCCUCCUCCUCGGGCACUCUCCCCGAAGCACCGGCCUCCACGACCACCCAGGCGCCCGAGCACCCCCAGCCCUCGGACGCCACCUCGCCACCCACGCCCACCGCCGUCGCACACACCCCGCUGAGCCGCCCCCCCACGCCCAAGCGCAUCGGCUCCCCCAUGGCGGUGGCGGCCGCCCUGGGCAGUGCCACCCUUGGCGUUGGCGGCGGAGGUGCCAGCGAGAGCCAGAAGAGCAGGGGCAAGUCGAGGAAGGGCUCGCUGAAGAUCCGCCUCAGCAAGCUGUUCCGCACGCGCAGCAGUGGCACAGGAGUGGGCGGCGCGGGCGCGGGCGCCAGCGGGGGGAGUGGCGGUCCCAGCCCUCUGCUGGACAAGCGUCCCUCGCUGGCCUCGUCCACCUCGUCGGGCGGCAGCCUGAUGGACGUGUGGAGCUCCUCCAGCGCUGAACCUGACGCUGGCAGCAGGCCCCAGCUGUCGAGGCCCCAAAGUGCCUUCUCUCCUGUGCCCUUCACUCCUGCCUUCACUGACGACUUCGGCGGGCCGCAGCCUGGGGUGUCCCUGGACAACGUGGUGGGGGCGUCCAUGCAGUCGCUGCCCCUGAGAGCCCCACCCCCUUCCCACGCCAUCAUCCAGCACAGCCUCAGCCUCAACGACACGUUCCUCAGAGGACUGCCGCGCCCCAUCCCCUUGGUGCCGGACGGUCCCAACGCGGCCCGCCAUGACCAGCGGCCCUCUCUGUUCCCGCUGAGCCGACCCGACGCCAGCAGCUUCGCCACCAGCCUCAGGGAGCUGGAGAAGUGUGGCUGGUACUGGGGCCCUAUGAACUGGGAGGACGCGGAGCUGAAGCUGAAGGGAAAGCCGGACGGCUCGUUCCUGGUGCGGGACAGCUCUGACCCACGCUACAUCCUCAGCCUCAGCUUCAGAUCACAGGGGGUCACACACCACACACGCAUGGAGCACUACAGAGGGACCUUCAGUCUGUGGUGCCACCCGAAGUUCGAGGACCGCUGCCACUCCGUGGUGGAGUUUAUCGAGCGUGCAAUCAUGCACUCCAAAAACGGAAAAUUUCUCUACUUCCUACGAUCUCGAGUGCCAGGGUUGCCGCCCACGCCGGUGCAGCUGCUGUACCCCGUGUCCCGGUUCAGCUCCGUCAAGUCCCUGCAGCACCUGUGCCGCUUCUGCAUCCGCCAGAUGGUGCGCAUCGACCACAUCCAGGAGCUGCCGCUGCCAACGCCCCUGAUCGAGUACCUGAGGAAGUUCUACUACUACGACCCUGAGGAGGAGAUGUACAUGUCCAUCCGGGAGGCGCGGAGGGACCCCGGCACUGCACCGCCCGCCGAGACACAGACGUAGCAGUUCCACCAGAUGAAGCAUUCCCUUUAUUUUUGUAGAAGUGAACAGCUGCCCAUGAAGACUGCAAACUGGACUGGUGACGGCGCCCGUCCCAUGCUGGAGUGGAUCAGACUGCUGGUGUUCCUGCGUGACGGGGACAGGCCGUGGGUGGGGU
Messenger RNA from Sardina pilchardus (European sardine), 3132 nucleotides. RefSeq names its product suppressor of cytokine signaling 7-like. The transcript is spliced from 9 exons. Gene Ontology annotation, biological process: phosphatidylinositol phosphate biosynthetic process; intracellular signal transduction. Gene Ontology annotation, cellular component: phosphatidylinositol 3-kinase complex. The coding region runs from base 369 to 2978 and encodes 869 amino acids. The record is from RefSeq and is a predicted model, not a curated record. Gene Ontology annotation, molecular function: 1-phosphatidylinositol-3-kinase regulator activity. NCBI's taxonomy places the organism in Eukaryota, Metazoa, Chordata, Actinopteri, Clupeiformes, Clupeidae.